Emys orbicularis (European pond turtle) is the source of this 1351-nucleotide messenger RNA. RefSeq names its product adenosine A2a receptor (gene ADORA2A). Gene Ontology annotation, biological process: adenylate cyclase-activating G protein-coupled receptor signaling pathway; G protein-coupled adenosine receptor signaling pathway. Lineage: Eukaryota; Metazoa; Chordata; Testudines; Emydidae. Bases 1 to 1317 code for a protein of 438 amino acids. The transcript is spliced from 2 exons. The record is from RefSeq and is a predicted model, not a curated record. Gene Ontology annotation, molecular function: G protein-coupled adenosine receptor activity. Gene Ontology annotation, cellular component: plasma membrane.
AUGCUAGUAUAUGGGAAUGAAAACUUCCUCUCGGAUGUAAUUUACAUCAUCCUGGAACUGGUCAUUGCAGUGCUGGCCAUCUUGGGGAAUGUCCUGGUCUGCUGGGCAGUCUAUCUGAACAGCAACCUGCAAAACGUCACCAACUACUUUGUGGUGUCCCUGGCUGCAGCCGACAUUGCCGUGGGCGUGCUGGCGAUCCCCUUUGCCAUCACCAUCAGUACUGGCUUCUGUGCCUUCUUCUAUGGCUGCCUCUUCAUCGCCUGCUUCGUCCUGGUUUUGACUCAGAGUUCCAUCUUCAGUCUCCUGGCUAUUGCCAUUGACAGAAUCAUUGCUAUCCGGAUACCCCUCAGGUACAAUGGUUUGGUGACCAGCUCGCGAGCCAAAGGUAUCAUUGCCAUCUGCUGGGUCUUAUCCUUCAUCAUCGGCCUGACGCCCAUGCUGGGCUGGAACAAGUGCUCCCAGAGGGAAGCUCAGGACACCAAUAACUCCUCGCUCAGCAACUGCAGUAAAAGCAUGGUAGCUUGUCUCUUCGAGACAGUGGUCACCAUGGAGUACAUGGUCUACUACAAUUUCUUUGCCUGUGUGUUGGUGCCCCUCCUCCUCAUGUUUGGCAUCUACUUGAAAAUCUUUCUGGCAGCCAGGCGGCAGCUCAAACAGAUGGAGAACAAGAUGGUACAUGGGGAACGCUCACGCUCUACUUUGCAGAAGGAAGUCCAUGCGGCCAAGUCUUUGGCCAUCAUCGUUGGGUUGUUUGCCGUCUGUUGGCUUCCACUCCACAUUAUAAACUGCUUCACACUCUUUUGCCCGGGUUGUGCCCGUCCUCCCCUCUGGCUGAUGUACCUGGCCAUUAUCCUGUCUCAUGCCAACUCCGUAGUGAACCCAUUGAUUUAUGCCUACCGGAUCAGGGAAUUCCGACUCACCUUCCGUAAAAUUCUCCGGCAGCAUAUUGUAGGCAAGAAGCAGUUCAAGACUGGUACUGCCAGUACUAGGACUUCCACUUAUGGUGGGGAUGGAGAGAAUGCCAGCAUUAGGAUCAGUGAGUACGCUCUGAACAUAUACGCCAAUGGGGAGCUGGGUGCUAUCCACAAAGAUACUGACAUCCAGGACUUGAGUAAAUGCAAGGCAGGUUUGGAAUGGCACCACAAUGGGAAUUCACUAGACAUGGAGAUAAAUGGGCAUCUCCCACAUUCCUGCAAAAAUGGGGACCUUUCAGAUGCAUGCGGGAACAUGGAACUUCUUACUGAAGAGCUAAUGGGCAUACGUGUCUCUUACUCUGAACUGGAGAAUUCAACCUUGGCAGCAGCUGACAUUUCCUGAUGACUCUCACAACGUCUUCCCACUGGAAUGAAAU